GAAGAGUUGCAUGGAAAGCGGCUCGGGUUUGUAGUAGCUUCAUGUUAUGCAGAGCUAUCCCGUGUAUUUUGAGAUUAUUUUGAGCUGUUUAUUUAACAUUAUUUAGCUGACUUGGUCAACUUAGCUGAAACUACUGUUUUCCACCAUCCACCAACACUUUGGUGUUCCUGAAUCUGCCUCUCCUGCUAGCUACCUUCCUCUCUGUGCCAGGAUGCGCCUCAUUGUCCUGGCAUGCAGUCUGUCAGUGGCAGCCAUGGGGCAGCAGGUAGAAGACGACUGGAUAGACCCUUAUGAUAUGCUCAACUACGACCAAAGCACCAAAACGAUGAGGAAACCUGCAGAGCCAACAAACUACAUCAAUGUGCCAACCAAAAGAAGAGAGCAUACUCAGGACCACAGCCAGCAGACACCGUGUGACCAGAAAGUAGAGUCUCUACAGAAGCGGAUUGAAGAACAAGAGAAGAAGAUCAAGCUCGCCUCACAGCAGCCUACAUGCACUCCAGUGUUCAGGCGAUUCCUGAGCAGACUCCUGAAGGAAAUACAAAGAGUCGGUGCGCCCACUGACUCCACAGACGCCUUCUAUGAUGCCAAAAUCAAGCUGUCCAGACAAUCCAUGACUGAGAUUGAGAUGAUUCUGGAGGGUGAGGAGAGCUGUAGAACAGGGGCCGUGGACAAUGCCAUCAGUCACAUACUGGUGGAUCUCAGACCACAUGAUUAUGAGGCAUGGAAGUGGCGUUUUGAAGACACCUUCGGCGUGGAGCUUGACGUCGUGUUGAAAGUCGGGCUGUUUGUUCUGAUCAUAGUGACCAUCAUAUGCACUGAGCUAUGGUCAAAGGCGUCCUGGUUCUUGCAGUUUGGCAGACUGUUUCCUGCGUGCUUCUUCAUCAGUAUUAUCUGGAACUGGUUCUACUUGUACAAGACUGCCUUUGCUGAACACCAAAACAAAAUGGUGCAGAUGGAUGACAUUGGUGAAAAAUGCAGUGGAUUGAAAAAAUUUGAUUGGACUGAUAACUUGAAGGAGUUUUUUAGAAGCACUGUUACUCUUAAAGAUGAUCCUUGUAAGAAAUACUAUGAAGCCAUCUUUGUCAACCCGAUCCUGUUGGUACCUCCAACCAAGGCUCUCUCGGUUACCAUCGUAACCUUCCUCACUGAGCCGCUGAAGCACAUUGGUGAGGGAAUCAGUGAUUUUCUUCGAGCCCUCCUCAAAGAUCUACCAGUUACCUGGCAGAUCCCAGUUUUCUUCACAAUAAUGCUCAUGCUUGUGGUAUUCAUGUACGGCAGUGUGCAGGCAGCCUUCCAAUAUGGCAUCAUGGCUCCUUUCCGCCGCCCUCAAAGGGAUCCACCGCCUCCACAGCUGCAGCAACCGAAUCUUCAGGCGAUCGAGGAUUGUAACCAACUCGAAGCAGGGGACGCACCACAGCAGUUGCCGAGGCCCAGAGUCAUUGGUGACCGAUUAAACAGGAACCGGGUUCGUCAGAGGCGGCCCAACAGAUCCAGGGAGCAGCCGGCCAAGGUGGUUGUAGAGACACUGCACACUGCUGAGGCUCCUUACAGUGCAGAUGAGACAGAUGCUCAGCAGUUGGAGGCGGAGCAAAAUCUCUCAGCUGAGUCAGCAGAAGCAAGCGUUGAUGCAAACACAGACCAGUCACAGACUAAACCCACUGAAUCAGAUUCAUCUCAAUCAGAGACUAAACUUCCGAAAGAAAAGGAAACCCUUUCUAAAGAUGACUCCAGCAGAGACUGUGCAGAACCCCAGUCUCAGCCAGCAGAGAGGCAGACAGACGUUCAGGACCCGCCAGCCUCAGCAGAAGACAGGACAGAGGUGGAAACUGUCGGAGUUCCCGUUCAGGAAUCAUCUCCAGUUUUGGGGGAGUAGACGACUACAUCUGUCAGAGCAGGAAGAACAGCCUCAUCUGUGUGUGUUGCUUUUUGUUGGACUAUGGAGACAAUGAUUCCUCAGAUAGUUAAUGAUCAGGUAGUUAAAAGUGUUUCCAGCUAGCGUUAUCUUGCUGCUGUGCGGUAAUUCGCUACUGUUUUGUUUUCUCUCUGAUUUUCAGCUCAGUCAGCUGGGCCAGGCUAAAACAGGUUUCAGUGAAACUGGAAAUGUGUAUUUGAAAAACAGCAUUGUUUACCUGAUUUGGUGUGUACUGACCAUGGGUAAGAAUCAUGGGCUUAUAAACUAGGUCUGUCUAGUUUUACUUACUACAACACUGAGUGAGGCUUUGAAUUUUAAAUGAAAUAUACAUUUGGAUUUUGUAAUUUUAUAAGGGAUGAAAAACAUUUUAUUGAUUAUGUUUUUUUUUGCACUGAAAUAUUUUUGUAGCUAUUAGUGGUUUGUAUGUUGAAGCCUGGUUGUAUUGAUGCUAAAGUCAGUCCUGAACAACAGUGUCACUUCUUGUGUACAAAGCUUGGCAGGAUUGCUGACAUCAUUGUUUUGGCACAGUGGAAAGAGGGAGUAAUCAGUGAAUUUCAUUAAAUUCAUAAACUGAUCUUUACAUGAUAUAAUCAUGGAUUUGAAGUUCUGAAUCAAUAAAGCGAAGUAUGAAGAUUCUGUCACAAAAUUGCUGACAUAUGAAAAUAAUGGAUUUACGUUGGUGUUUUUCCUUCAUCCAGUGGAUAGAAACAUGACUUCAGAUGAAUGUGAUGUUGCUUCAUGCCUGCUGGAUGUAUAAACUGUUUGCAAAGAGUGUUUGCUAUAUCAACUUUAAAAAGUUGACAUAAGCAACCUCUUCAACCAAAAAUACCUCACCAUGUACUUCUUUUCACGGUUCCUUCAGCCUGUUUUACUUUUUUUACUAUUUUUUGCACACAUCUAUACAAUAGCAUUGACUGCUGAGGUUUGUUCGUCCACCUACUGUAGACUUUCUCCUGUAACACCAUGAUGAUGUGCUGAAGCAGCAUGAAGUAAAAUACUAACUGG
Messenger RNA from Acanthopagrus latus (yellowfin seabream), 2920 nucleotides. RefSeq names its product chloride channel CLIC-like 1 (gene clcc1). Gene Ontology annotation, cellular component: endoplasmic reticulum; membrane. The record is from RefSeq and is a predicted model, not a curated record. Bases 212 to 1876 code for a protein of 554 amino acids. The transcript has 10 exons. NCBI's taxonomy places the organism in Eukaryota, Metazoa, Chordata, Actinopteri, Spariformes, Sparidae. Gene Ontology annotation, molecular function: chloride channel activity.